AUGGCGACACCGAUCGACGACUCGAUGCAAGCCCGCAUCACAACAGACUGCCCCAACGCAACCCGCGAAAUCCUCCUCCACGCCUGGAGCCACGACGCUUCCGCCCUCAAGAAACUCCUCCACGAACCAGGCCAAGCGAGCUGCCAGGACCCCACGACCGGCGAGACGCCCCUCCACGCCGCCAUCCGCGCCUGCGGACCUGCCGACAAUGAGACCAAGAACGGUGACGAUAACGACGACGAAGAAGGAGAAGAUGGCCAAGUAGAAGAAGCAAAGGAAACAGUCCACGAGCUCUUCCUCUCCGGCGCAAUCUGGAACGACGUCGACAGCAACAACGAAACACCAGGCUGUCUCGCCCUCCGUCUCGGCCAGAAGAGCCUCUACAAGCUCUGCGUCGAGGCCGGCGUGCGCGCAGAGAUGUUGUUUGGGUUGUUGGACGGGUACGAGGCGCUCUCUUCAGGGGGCUCGGAGAUGGACGAGGAUGAGGUUGAGGCCGUCGAAGGGACCGCAGACGCAAAUUCAGCCGCCAACGACGUCGUCAUCGAGGACGUCCAGGAUACGGAAGAAGCACCAGAGCUCGUCGAGGCACCUUCACAACCAGCUGCCGAGGAACAAGAACCCAAAAAGUUCCAACUCCCAACCGUCCAAGACCCCUCCCUCAACUCGGAAGAGUAUCUCGCCUCGAACCUGACCUACUCCUCCGGCAAACUCGUCGACGAGGCCGGCAACGGCGUCAUGAUGGCCUGGGAGACGGAAAUCAUGCGCAAGAGCGUCGACGCCCUGAUCCCACCACCCACCACCGAAGACUCCUCCGAUGCCUCUAGCACAUCAGGCAAACGCAUCCUAAACAUCGGCUUCGGAAUGGGCAUAAUCGACUCCAUGUUCCGCUCCACCUCCCCAGCACGCCACCACAUCAUCGAAGCCCACCCCACAGUCCUCGCUGAAGUCGACAACACCACCACCACCACCAACUCAGACUCCAUCCCCUCCACCUUUGGCGCAGCAUGGGAAGCCUCCAGCCCCCAAGAAGGAGCCUACAAGAUCCACCGCGGCAAGUGGCAGGACGUCGUCCCUCAACUCCUCGAGGCCGGCGAGGUCUACGACGCAAUCUACUUUGACACCUUUGGCGAAGACUACGGCCAGCUCAAAACCUUUUUCACGGAGUUCAUCCCAGGCCUCUUGGACUUUGAAGGCCGCUUCAGCUUCUUCAACGGCCUGGGCGCCGACCGCAGGAUAUGCUACGACGUCUACACAAAGGUCGUCGAGAUGCACAUGGCCGACGCCGGUCUGGAUGUCGAGUGGGAGGAGAUGGACGUGGACAUGAAGGGCUUGGAAAAAGCCGGUGCUGGCGAGUGGGAGGGCGUGGUGCGCCGGUACUGGACUUUGGUCAAGUACCGCUUGCCCACAUGCACGUUCAUGGGCUAA
This is a messenger RNA of Colletotrichum phormii, 1425 nucleotides long. Its product is annotated as arginine N-methyltransferase 2. The record is from RefSeq and is a predicted model, not a curated record. Gene Ontology annotation, biological process: peptidyl-arginine methylation. The coding region runs from base 1 to 1425 and encodes 474 amino acids. NCBI's taxonomy places the organism in Eukaryota, Fungi, Ascomycota, Sordariomycetes, Glomerellales, Glomerellaceae. Gene Ontology annotation, cellular component: nucleus; cytoplasm. Gene Ontology annotation, molecular function: protein arginine N5-methyltransferase activity. The transcript has 2 exons.